Molecule: messenger RNA, 2947 nt
Organism: Stylophora pistillata
Lineage: Eukaryota; Metazoa; Cnidaria; Anthozoa; Scleractinia; Pocilloporidae
Product: putative E3 ubiquitin-protein ligase RNF144A-B
Biological process (GO): protein ubiquitination
Molecular function (GO): zinc ion binding; ubiquitin-protein transferase activity
Source: RefSeq, a predicted model, not a curated record
AGGCUGCGUCUUGCUUUAAUUAGCGAUAGAAGCCAGAGAGAUGAUAAAAUUCCGUAAAUUGGUGAAUUAUGCCUUAUUGUUAUAUUUCCUGCCCUACCUUGUUGCAUUGAUAAUGAUUGAUCUGUGAUCCACAGAUCAACGUCACGCAAAAAUAGCAAUAACAGGGAUUCACAUUUCAGUGUCAAGUCCGCCUUUACAUCCGGUAGACUAGAUCGAUGAAGAAAUCAAAAACCAACAUCACAUUCGUAUCAAACAGCGAAAAACCAUAAGCAAUCGGAGCUGAUAGAGGAUUGAAGGGUGGGGCUGAUGAAGAAACAGAGUUUUGAUAUAAUCCAGAUUUUCCUUCUCAUACACUUUACAAGAUCUAAGCUCAUUCAAUAUGGAACAACAUCAUUUUUGGCAUCAGCGGUCAUUCCUGAUCAUCCUCUUGGUGACAAGGUGGACAAUGUCCUGAAAACACUUGAAAAUGGAAAUGGAGCUGUUUUAGAGGGAAUACAUUUUGAGAAUGAAAAUGCCAGGUAUGAUUAUCAAAAUUGCGUAUUUAGUGCAGAUUAACCUGUAGCCAGAUUUUGGUAAAAUUGGCAAAUGUUAAAGAACUAGAGACUCCAUGUCAAAAUCUACCUAUUACUGAUGAUGGUAAUAGCCUUGGCACAAUUCUUGCCAAUUCUCUAAGUCCAGUCUCCGACCUCUCCUUCCUACUGAGAAGAGGAUCCCUCCUUUGGAAUGAGCAACUGGCAAUUGAGGUUAAUCUUCUUAGAUUUGAAAUUAGCAACUUCCAUUGGACCCUGAUCUACCAGUUUCAAAGGGAGAUUGCAAGAAAAAAACAUUCUUGAUCCUCCAUUUCUUUCCCACCUUUGUUUUGUUUUUGUUUUUUCCUAAUUUUUCUUGUAAAUUAAUUGGCCCUCAUUAAAUUCUCCCUGAGAGAAAUUUUCCUUUAAACAGCUAGCUAGACAUUGGAGUCAAUCCUUGGCAUUCAAAUUCUUUGGUUGUUGUUGUUGUUGUUGUUUUUUUUUUUUCUGCAGGGACCUAUUAUCACAGAUCUUGGUGCUAUGCCACAAAGUUAGAAUGAAAUGACCACCAAUGAGUUUGAGCAGUUCCUCAUUAGAAAGUCAUCACCAUCAGUCCUCAUGCUAAAGUAUCUCACAUUUACCACAGAAUUAGAUGCUUGCUGUAAAGGGAGAUGGACCCAGCCCUUUUUCAGGCCACUGAAGAGGAAAUUCUGGCUGCUUUAUCACUCAGCAAAAUUCAACAGUUUUACUUGACACAUAUCUUUAAUGUCUGUUCUUUCUAUCACAGUCAAUUCUUUCCCUGGAGAGGUGGAUCCUUAAGGUGAAGAUGAAUGCUUUUCAGAUCUCCAGGCCAUGCUAACUUUGGACUUCUGAAUGAAUUGCCAAACCUCUCAAAGUACAGUGGAAUAAAAACCCUGAACGGUAGAAAUCAAAGGAGAUCUAGCACAUGUACUGUGUUCUAGAAGGCAUCCCUGGAAAGACUAUCAAGUAUGGAAGCAAACAAAAAUCACUCAAGGUUGCCUUGCAUUCUAUAAGAUCUCUACUGUAUACCAUGUUUCCUGCUUUUCUGGCAACACCACACUCAGCAGAAGGAGCUGGGAAAACACAGAGGGGCAAGACAAGUUUGCCAUCGUCAAGACUUUGCAAGUCAGCUUCCAGGAAAAUGUUUUAUUGUAAGAUUUGUUUGUCAGAAUAUCCAAACAAAAAAGGCCACAAACUGGACAAAUGCAGUUGUGUAUUUUGUAAAGAGUGUUUGGGAAAGUAUGUAUCAUACUUGAUUAACAGUGGACAAGUCCUGAAACUGCCUUGUCCUGAUGCCUUGUGUCCCAGAAGUGGAAGCAUGACCAAGAAUGAGAUUGAUUUGCUGGUCAAUAGUGACAUGUUUGAGAAGUAUCAAAGACUGCUCAAACAGAAAGAGGUUGCUGUAGAUAAAACCAAAACAUUUUGUCCAAUGGCUGGUUGUGAAGGAAUUUGUAAUGGACUACCAGGCCUGGCACAGCCUACCGUCUGUCAAGAGUGUGGGUAUACCUUCUGCUUCGCUUGUAAAGAACAUUGGCAUGCUGCUAUGACUUGUGAUGACUACAAGAAGGUGAUAUCUGAUUCACAGUCAGGAACAAGAUUUGUGGAUAUUUUAAGAGAGAAUGGUGAAGCAGGAGACAUCAAGGAGUGCCCUCUUUGUCAAGUAUUAAUAAUGAGAGAAGCAGGAUGUGCUCAGAUGAUGUGUGGUCAUUGUAAACACAUCUUCUGUUGGCACUGUUUAAAAUCUUUGGAUAGUGACAUAAUGUUAAGACAUUAUGACAAAGGUCCAUGUAGAAACAAGUUAGGCCACUCACGCGCAUCGCUAUUCCUUCACAGGACACAGGUUGUUGCUGGAUUUGCAUUCUUUGGAUUGAUGGUCUUGGUGGCAUCUCCAUUUUUACUAUUAGUCUCCCCCUGUUUGCUGCUUUCAAAAUGUCUUUUUCGUAACAAUUGACAUCUCGAUAAAAUGCAAAUUUUUUCGCUAAGAAAAAUUGAUUUCCAUGCUUUCAAAUUAAAAUUCUGACCCAUUUUAAGGGCCAGUCCAAACAUUUUAUUGAUCUGAAUUAACUAGGUGCUGUUGUUGCUUCUAGAGUAAUUCUGUGAAACAGAAAUAUGCUAAGAUAUAUUCCCAACAUCCAUUUCUAAAAUGGAUGAACUGUAUUGAACUCAGGAUUUAAAGUAAUGACCUUCCUACUGAUAAAAUGUUAGGGUGAAAGUCUUUUGCUUCAUUCAAUUACUCCUAAUAUCAAAUUGAUUAUGAAUUAACAAAUGGUAAACACCACAGCGUACACUAUUGAGUUAUGGAUGCACAUGGGAGGUGCAUCCAUCGCUCGAGGUGAUAGUCGAGAGUGACUCUAGCUUCUUGAGUGCUUAGCAAACCUCCCAAGUGUAUCCAUAACUCAAUAGUGUAUGCUGUGGUG